This is a messenger RNA of Cryphonectria parasitica EP155, 882 nucleotides long. RefSeq lists its product as uncharacterized. NCBI's taxonomy places the organism in Eukaryota, Fungi, Ascomycota, Sordariomycetes, Diaporthales, Cryphonectriaceae. The transcript has 5 exons. The annotation marks the transcript as partial. The record is from RefSeq and is a predicted model, not a curated record.
AUCGAGACUGUCUUCGGCCCGGUUCCGUCUGGAAUUCACCUCACUGCAGAUACGAGACAUGGCAACGAUGCUGCUGUUGCGAUGCUCCUAGUUAUAGCGACCGUCUCUGUCAUCUUGCGCAUGACGUCCCGGUUCAUUGCAAGUGCGGGAAUACGAAGCGAUAACUUGAUCAUGGUCUUUGCUCUAGUAAGUUCUCUUCUCUGCCCUUCGGUUCGAAAUUUGACAAGAUGCUUUUUAGGGACUGCCUAUGGUGCAGGAACACACGUGUGGACAUUGACGAUUCCGAAAGUUUUGAUGAUUUACAAGAUUCUUUUCGGGUACACCUUCGUUUAUGCGGCAGCUGUAUCAUCUACAAAGAUCUCGAUUCUGUUCUUCUAUUACAGGCUGUUCCAAAAGAACAGUAGCCUUAUCUUCUCUGUUUGUCUCGGACUAGGUGGCUUCCUGGCCGCUGCUUACCCCAUUAUAGUCUGGACAACCAUGUCCAAGGCUUGCCAGCCUACAUCCUUUUUCUGGGAACAAUUCACUGGUGCAGAUGGGAUCUGCCCGGUCGACAUCAGCAACUUCUUCCUCGCCCUUGGGGUCAUCAACAUGAUCAACGAUAUUCUCGUCCUACUCAUCCCAAUCCCACGGAUUUGGAAACUAAAUACCGUAGAGCCUCCUGGUAUAACUCGGCUGCUGACAAGGAUCAACAUGAACAGCGUGUGCGUCGCGAGCACAGUCCGGAUUAAUUACCUGACCGUCUUCAUGAAUGCCACUGAUGUCACAUACGUUAUGGGCCCGGUAUUCAUUUGGUCAUCUGCGGAACCCUCAAUCGGGAUCUUGAGCGCCUGCAUGCUAACUUUCCCAACCCUUGUCCGUUGGCCUCGGCGAAAGGCAACAACG